Molecule: messenger RNA, 1159 nt
Organism: Durotheca rogersii
Lineage: Eukaryota; Fungi; Ascomycota; Sordariomycetes; Xylariales; Xylariaceae
Exons: 2
Coding region: 251-1159 (302 amino acids)
Source: RefSeq, a predicted model, not a curated record
GAGUUAUAAACAACCGCCGUGUGCAGCUGGUCCAUGAAUCGAAUUGCGAACCGGCAGUUUCCAAGGCAAUCUUCCCUCAUGAAUUUAUUUAAGCCUGGAAAUUCCGUACCCUCGCUCUUACUAUCCCCCAUCGCACCAGGCUCAUCCCACAAGACAACCCCCCCUUCAUCCGCUCCAGAACACAAGUGCUGCAGUCAGACACGUUUCACUCUAAGAGAAAGUCAUCCGAGUACAGCCAGCAGUCGUCAUCAUGAGCCCAGCUCGGACAGACACGGUGGAAACCACCAACUUCCACCAGGUGCUCGAGCACUUCGACGAGAGCGGCAACAUCAUCGACCAGACCCGGACUAGGCUCAGCAUCCAGUGCCCCAUCUGCACGACGAAGAACCUGAGCCUCGUCAACGGCUACUACGACAGCAAAUCCCGAGACACCCACGAGGCCUACACCGUCCUGCCCGGCUGCGGCCACGCGUUCGGGUACGUGUGCCUCUACAACUGGCUCAAGGAGCACAUCAACGUGCGGAACCCGACCUGCCCGACCUGCCGCGAGCCCGUCUUCACGUCCCGGGACCGCCCGCUGAUCUUCCCGAUCUACGGCGACACCUCGCUCGGGGAGCAGCACAAGGAGGUCGUCGACAUCCGGGCGAGCCUGCGCGAGGGCAACGUCAGCCGGCCGGCCAUCAGGGUCCCGCCCACCUCGUCCUACCGCCCCUCCUCGCCCCUCGACUCCCCCUCGAGCCCGGGCCGCGGCUCCCCUUCGUUCGGCCGCGCGUCCCCCGCGCCCUCGUUCAGCGGGGCGUCGUCGCCCGAGCCCUCGUUCGGCGGCCGCGCGUACCCCGCGCCCGGGAGGCGCCAGGGCUGGGCGCCCCCGUUCCCGCCCGGCCCCGCCAGCCCCAUGGGCCGCUUCGUCGAGAUGCAGAGCCGCCGGGGCAUGGGCGCGCCGUGCGGCUGCCCCGAGUGCUCGCGGCCCGGCCCGUACUCCUGCCCCGGCUGCCCGCCGCUGGGGCCGCCGCCGCCGCAGUUCGGCCUCGUGUACGGCCCGCGCGGCCCCGCCGGCGGCAUGCGGUCGCCCUACCCGCCUUUCGGCGCCGGCGGGCCGCCCUCGUCACCCGACGGUAAUAUGAUCCUGGGAUCGUGGGACCCGAAGGAUGACGAGUAG